UGUGGGAACUGUGUCAAAAUACAGAUCAAAAUUAAAAAUUCCAAAACAUACAAAAAUCUUUGUUAAAUAUUUUCGGUAGAAAAAAAAACACGCAACAUUUUCAGUACAAAAAGAAAUGGAAAAAGUUUCCAUCUAAAAACAAAAAUGCCCAACAACUCACGAGUGCAAUAUUUUCCGAGCGGCCUGACAAUCCACACCUGCGAGCGGUAUCCGCGUCAAAGGCAAACGGAGUUCUACCGCACACCCGAGCCGCGCUCCUCGGCCCAGGGCCAGACGGCGGAACAUGACGCAGAACGAUUGAAUCGUCCACCCGGUCCUGAGGCAACGGUACAGAGUCCCCGGAUCCAGCCAGCGCGAAACUCGGAAACACGAGCAUUUCGCAAUAGCUAUUUUUCCUAGUGCGGCGAAUGGGAGGCACAUCCACCUGAUGCUUGAAGAAAUGCUUAGCCUUUUUGUAACAUUCUUUGGAAAUGAAGCUUAAGAACGGAAAAAGUUACGUUGAACUCGAGCAAGAGCUCGAGGCAUUCAAAUUGAAAGCCUGAAAGGAGGACAGACCCGUAUCUCCUUCAAUAUUGCUCAUGUGAAAUAAAGGGCUUUUGCUGGUUAAUACAGGAGACUUUGUUUUAGUCUCUUUUCGACUAAGCGCCUGCCCAUUGCAGCACAAAAAGCAUUACGGAGAUCAGAUCUCUGAACCUAUCGCAGCUGGUUGCUAUUGUUGUCCCUCCCCUUAAUCGCUGUAUCCCUCUUUUCUUAUCGUUCGUCACUGGCGAGAGCUGCGAGGGAGGCACCGAUAGUCAUCGCAAGCACGAGCUCCGUCGUCUGGCACCGUUGGCCAUGGCAUUACAAAUCGAAAUAAAACAAAUUACUUAAUCGAAA
Molecule: messenger RNA, 876 nt
Organism: Drosophila miranda
Lineage: Eukaryota; Metazoa; Arthropoda; Insecta; Diptera; Drosophilidae
Exons: 1
Coding region: 145-399 (84 amino acids)
Source: RefSeq, a predicted model, not a curated record